GAGGAGGUGAAAGCCUGAAUAAAGCAGCUCCUCCCGCUUCCUCGAGCUGCCCGCAGACCGGACAGCAGCAGCAGCAGCAGCAGCAAAGCUCCAAUCAGCAGGAAAAUCACGUCCUUCUUUGGAUUUAACUCUCCGUGAGUGACCGACCCUUCACCGGAGCACCGACAGUGUCCCCUCUGUGAACCGACCACCGUCAUGCUGUCCCCGGGACUCUCCGUGUCUCUGCUGGCCGUGUCCUGCGCCCUGUGGCCGGCUGCGGUCCGGGCAGCGUCCUGUGAGUCGGUGCGGAUCCCGCUGUGCCGGUCCAUGCCGUGGAACAUGACCAAGAUGCCGAACCACCUCCACCACAGCACGCAGGACAACGCGGUGCUGGCCAUCGAGCAGUUUGAAGGGCUGCUGGGUACUGGAUGCAGUCCAGAUUUGCUCUUCUUCCUGUGCGCCAUGUACGCUCCCAUCUGCACCAUCGACUUCCAGCAUGAGCCCAUCAAACCGUGCAAGGCGGUGUGUGAGAGGGCGAAGCACGGCUGCGAGCCGGUGAUGAAGCGUUACAACCACAGCUGGCCCGACAGCCUGGCCUGCAGCGAGCUGCCGCUGUACGACCGUGGAGUCUGCAUCUCACCUGAGGCUAUUGUCAAGGCAGAGGGACCAGAUCCAUAUUACCAGGACCCAGCCAGGUGUAACCCAGAAUCCAGUCCAGACUUUCCAAUGGACUCCAACAACCUCCACUGCAGAGGACCAAACGGAGAUCGCUGCAGGUGUAAGACCGUCAAAAUGAAUUUGAAGACCUACCUGAGGAACAACUACAACUACGUGAUCAGGGCGAGAGUGAGGGAGGUGAGGAACCGCGGCCUGGAGCCCACAGCGGUGGUGGAGGUGAAGGAGGUGCUCAAGUCUUCUCUGGUCAACAUUCCCAAGGAGACGCAUACACUCUACUACUCUUCCUCCUGCCUGUGUCCUCCUCUGUCUCCCGGGGAGGAGUUCCUCAUUAUGGGCUACGAGAACGAGGAGACGUCCAGGUUGCUGCUGAUCGACGGCUCCGUUGCUCAGAGGUGGAGGGACAAAUUGGGCAAGAAGGUCAAGAGAUGGGAUGACGUCCUGCAGGGGAAAGGCCGAGCAGCUCAGCGCCGGAGUCGCCACUGAGAUCUGACUGUGUGUGUGGUGUGUGUGUGUGUGAUUGUGUGGAUGACCGUGUGCGUGUGUGUGACUGUGUGGAUGAUUGUGUGUGUAUGUGUGUGUAGAUAUUGCACUAUCACAGGCUGUUGUAGCUGAAUGUAGUUCAUCUCUUCAUCUGUCAGACUGUCUGUUCGCAGUCUGAGUUUUGUCUUUUAUUUUCUUUGCACAAACAUUAUUUAGUGUGCGUUUUAGUGUGUGUGUUUGUGAGCGUGUGCAUGUGUGCGUGUGUUUGUAUGUAUGCGUGUGGUGUUCGUGUGGUGUGCGUGUGUGUGUGUGUGUAUACACCUAAAGCACUCAAUGAAGACAAGAGAGGGGGUGGAGCUUCAAAGCUGUAGUACUAAACCCUACGCACAGCCAUGCAGUAUGUACAUGACACUUUGUUUGAAAAAGAAAAAUUCUUUUAAGUGGCGGCCAUGUUGGCGCCACGGCUCCUCUCCAUGGUCACAUUUCGUAAUAAUCCUGGAUGUUGGCCAUGUUACCACGGCGAUGUGAUGGAGGACAUUUAAAGCCAUUUGGACUUGGACAUCUUGGACUGUGAUAGACAUGUAGCCACGACCUAAACUUUACUGAACUCUGCAGAAAAGGAAAGAAUGAUAUUCACGCUGUGUUCAGACAGCAACAAGAGCGACUCAAGCAACGGCAACUAAGGCAACCAGGGCAACAUGAGCAACAUCAGCUGCUCCCCUCUUCACUAUGGUUGGAUCCAGCGCCUCCUCUGGUCUCGAUGUGACACCACAACAUAAAACGACAAAUGUUCAUAUUCAGAACUGCUGAGCAGGAUAUCUACGAUCAGUGGCCACUUUAUUAGGUACACCUGUACAAUCUAAUGCAAUUCAAUCCAACAGCUCAACCAUGAACUCGACCUUCACGAAAUUCAUAAUGUUUAGUUUUUGCUGAUAAUGUAUAGAUUCAAUUAUAUGUUUAUUAAUGAGGUCACAGUUAAAGGUUGUGUUGUACUGGAUUAGUCCCACGUUAUAUGAGAGGUGAAUAUAACACACCAUCGCUAACUCUGACCUCAGUGCUCACCAACAUUAUAUGCAUCAUAGAAGUAAACCUUAUGACAGAACAGGUGGAUUACAUUGCAUUACACUGUCCAGACGCAUGUAGAUGUAGAUGACUAUUCUGGCGGAAGAGUGUUGAGUGUGUCUCUGGAUGUUUUUUGGGUUUGGAUCAACUAUUAAGUUGGUCAGUUUUAAAAGGCAUGAAUUCCUGCAGCUGCUCUGUGGGUUGGACUUCUUUUAAAUUCUGUGUAGCAAAGCGCAUUAAUAAGAGAGCCGUCUUUAAAUGAAAUUGAUCACAAAAUGGAAAUUAAAGCAAGAAAAAAUUAAAUGUGACAACAAAUGUGAAACUAUGGAACACACAUUGGUCAAUUUAUUAACAAAUCUGAAAUUCCAUUUUUAAAUUCAAUUAUUUCUGUGUUGUACCAUUUAUGGACAAAAUAAGAAAAAUAAUUACUGACAAAUUUAAAAUUUUAAUCAUCUUCUGGAUGUGUAUUUUAUUAAUUCAGGAUGGCACACUACAUAUUUAUACACAUACAGUUUUAAGAUUGUCUUUGUUGAUUGCCACUAAAGGUUUAUCAAGCUCUCAUUAAACUCUCCACCAUCUUUAGUGUCAUUAUGAAUGGUUCAUCAGAAAGUCUCUCGAUCAAUCACACAAGUGAGUUUUUGCUAUUCACUUAUAUCAGUUGUCAUCUUUUACUUCUUUGGUUAGGUCUGGUUGAUUAGGUCAUGUAACAAGCGUUUUUUAAAUCAGUACUGAUGCACACUACUUGUUGUUUCAUUGAUGUGAUGCAUUUCCUUUUGGAUAUAGGGGGGGUAUUUUAAGGGCUUUUUUCACAGCAUACAUUUUGAUUUGUCAUCGUUGGAAAAACACAGGUGUAGCUAAGCUGCAUUUCCACGGCGUGAUAUGGCACGGCUCUACUCAACUUGUCUCACUCUUGGGGUUUUUUUAUCAGCAAAACUUGUGGAUCGUACCCAGUACUUUUUUGGUACCACCUCGUCGAGAUUCCAAGCAAGCUGCGCUGAUACUAAAAGUUGGAGUUAAAAUAAAGCAGACCACUGAUUGCUCAGAGAGAAUCAUGCGGCACGGGACGUCCUGCACAAACCUGCUAUUUUCAAAUAGCCAAUGUAUCAUCAAUAUUUUCUUUAUCUGUUCCAUCCAGAUGAUGUCAUGGCACUUCCUUGCGUUGUCGCUAUAGCGAUCAGCCAAGAAUCCCACCGGCACUGAGGGGUUACUAUCCGCAGUGGAAAAUAAAAUACAAAAAAGAACCAGGGGUCUCAUUUAUAAACAUUGCAUACACACAAAACGAGGCCUGAAAGAGGCGUACGCUACUUCUGACACAAAAGUUGUGACGUAUAAAAACAGACUUGAUGGAAGAAACUUUGACCCAUGCUUACAAACAUUUUGGAGACAGGAAAUUGGCAACGCAGAUUGUGAGGUGGAGCCCUGAUUGUAGAAAAUGUUGAAUCAUUUUUGGCGCACGCAACUUUUGGCUUUUGUUUGUACGUACAUUUUUAGUAUGGAUCAUAUGCAUUGUUUUACAAAUAAGAUCCCUGGUACCGAAAGUGAGACGAGUCGAGCUGAACCAUGAGGUGGAAAUGAGGCAUUAAUACUAUUAACAAUAGCUCUGUUAUAGUCAAGUGUUCCAGUAAGUUAUGGCAGUGUGACCGUGAGCAUGGACGACACCAGGAUACACUGAAGCAGCUGAAUGGAAUUCAACCAUCACCUGAGCUUUUCCGACUGUGACCUGUCAAAAUGUCUGCUGUGAAAGUGACUCGUCCUUCCUCCCAGAGCAGACCUGCUGUCUGAACACAGCCUCUGAUGAUAAACAGUGCUCUCUGUCAUUAUCACACAGAAAAGUCUGUCCAUGUAAACACACUAACACCCAGUACUACACUUUUUUUAUCAGUAAACUAUACUAACACUCCGAUAUUUUCAACUCUGGACUCUUCACAGCAGUUUGAAUCAUUAAACAUGAUUUUAGACAACAUGGUCAAAGUUGAA
Molecule: messenger RNA, 4176 nt
Organism: Epinephelus fuscoguttatus (brown-marbled grouper)
Lineage: Eukaryota; Metazoa; Chordata; Actinopteri; Perciformes; Serranidae
Gene: frzb
Product: frizzled related protein
Exons: 8
Coding region: 196-1140 (314 amino acids)
Biological process (GO): canonical Wnt signaling pathway; non-canonical Wnt signaling pathway
Cellular component (GO): cytoplasm
Molecular function (GO): Wnt-protein binding
Source: RefSeq, a predicted model, not a curated record